Phytophthora infestans T30-4 is the source of this 1247-nucleotide messenger RNA. RefSeq lists its product as uncharacterized. The coding region runs from base 129 to 1079 and encodes 316 amino acids. The record is from RefSeq and is a predicted model, not a curated record. The transcript has a single exon. Gene Ontology annotation, molecular function: phosphatidylinositol binding. Lineage: Eukaryota; Oomycota; Peronosporomycetes; Peronosporales; Peronosporaceae.
GUAGCACCCAAGUCCGAAAUUAGUGUGCCAGUUUUUUUGUCAUCGUGUUGCGUGGCAUCUUCUCCCGUUGUCUGCCCUGCUGGUGGAACUCUCGCCACUCUGCAACUCCACCGACCAGGUACCACAACAUGUCUGGACAACUUCGCGUGUCUGUGAUCGGUUCUCAGACGCGCUAUCCGGACACACCACUGGCCUACACAGUCUACCGAACGUCCGUGAACUACGAGGGGCUAUGUUACCACCGUUUAAUCCGCUAUCGCCACUUCUCCCACUUCGGCAAGAGACUCAAACUGGCGCCCCGUGCACCACGCGUCUCCGCCAAGAUGCCGCCCAAGAUCUGGUGGAGCCGCAAAGCCUCGUUGCAGCCCGAGACCGUUGAGGCCCGUCAGGUGUUGCUAAAUGAGUACAUGCAGCAGGUUUCAACGCGUCCGUUGACGCCUCGCAGCCAGGAUCACUUGAAGAAGCUGCUGCAGGUGGGUGAGUACGCGCCCAAGGAGGAAGAGGACCGCGUUAUCAACAGUGCACUCAGCUCCAGACGCCCCAGUACCAGUUUAACGGCACCUCCAUCUGAAGUAGCACGCAGAAGUUCCCUCCACAAAGCGAUAAUGGAAGAGGAAGAUGUGCCUAUUCUUACUUCAGCGGAGAAACAGCCUCAAGACUCGCUCACGGACGAGGAAGAGCCAAGUCCAGAAGAGCACCGUCGACUGAACCUCACUAUCCAGCGUCAAGACUCCCAGAGCUCCAGCAACCCUGCGGCUGAUGACGCGGAGAUUCGAGACGGCGCGUUGUCGGCGCCGCUGUCGCCCGUGCUGCCGGUCAAGACGAUUCCCGUCAGCCUGUCGCUGAACUCGCAGAACAUGAAGCGCGUCAUGCUCGGCUCUCGCGGGGAUUCGGAUCUCCUGGCUCUCAAGGAAGGAGGCAGGGACUCGACGGGCAGUGCGUCCGACUUUUCGUCGACGCCUGAGCGUCACUACUUUGGUCAGAUCAAGAACUGCAUCGCUAGUAUUGAGGAUAUUGUGGACAGCAGCCGCAAACUCGAGGAGCGGAUUCGCGAGAAGCAGACGACCAAUCGACCUUAGCAACUUUUCGAAGAUUUUCGUGGCAAGGCGACGGAUUGGCCGGGGGGCUUUCAAUAUUUAUCGACAAGUGGACGUGCUGUUUCCAUCACCUCUGCCUCCCGCCGUGAAUGCUGCAAGUAAUGCUACAUUAAUAAAAAGAAAGCUUUUUAAUUUCUUUGAUACAAAAAA